Molecule: messenger RNA, 780 nt
Organism: Malus domestica (apple)
Lineage: Eukaryota; Viridiplantae; Streptophyta; Magnoliopsida; Rosales; Rosaceae
Product: probable calcium-binding protein CML46
Molecular function (GO): calcium ion binding
Source: RefSeq, a predicted model, not a curated record
UCUCUCUCUCUCUCUCUCUCUAUAUAUAUAUAUAUAUAUAUAUAUUAGCUUUCUCACACUUAGAGAUUUCUAACUUGGUUUUUCCUUUUGUUGAUAUCCACAUCCAAGCGUUUCAGCCUAUACCACUCUUUCACAAUGGAGAAGACAUCGUCGUUGACUAAUCCUAACACAUUACCGUUCUUUGUUUUGAUCGAUGAAAUCUUAUUGCACACGAUUUCUAACUGGUCAAGUAGAGUUCAGAAGGGUUUUUCAAGGUUUCAGUCUGCUUUCUUCCAAUCCCAAGAGAAUUGUUGUAACUCAAAGCUUUUGGAAGAGAAGAACUUGGAUUCUGAGUCAAGGCGCCCGCAGCUGGUCUGCGAGAAGAGAGAUGAUGGGAGUUUGAGAAGAGAAGAUGUGCAGAAGGUGAUGGGAGACUUGGGAAUUUUUUGCGGUCCAGAAGGUGAGCAACUGCCGGAGACAUUCAGUUCCGAUGAGCUUACAGGGCUGUUUGAUGAGAAGGAGCCGAGUUUGGGGGAAGUGAAAGAAGCUUUUAACGUGUUUGAUGAGAACAAAGAUGGGUUUAUCGAUGCAAGGGACUUGCAGCGAGUUCUCUGCAUAUUGGGGUUAAAGGAAGGAUCAAAGCUAGAAGACUGCCAGAAAAUGAUCAGAAGCUUUGACAAAAACGGAGAUGGAAGAAUAGAGUUCAAUGAGUUUGUAAAAGUCAUGGAGGCCAGCUUUUGCUGAAUCAAUGUUUCUUCUUUCUUUGGCUAAUAAGUUACAGUCAAGUUAAGAUUUCAUGCA